Molecule: messenger RNA, 234 nt
Organism: Prunus armeniaca (apricot)
Lineage: Eukaryota; Viridiplantae; Streptophyta; Magnoliopsida; Rosales; Rosaceae
Source: the annotation of a GenBank genome assembly
AUGGGAAACAAACCUGUGAAGCAAGAAAGCGAAGAAAUUUUCUUGAAAGUUGUUCCUCCGUUGGACCGUACAUAUGUUAGGUGGCUUGCUCGAGAUCUUGAGAGGAUUCAUGGCUUUACACCAGCUAAACCUCGUGCUGUGAAGCCCCCAGAUCAUUAUAUUGAGUACAUGCAUCUGAAUGGAUGGUUGGAUGUGGACUUGGCUGAUCCUGAUCUAGGCCAUUUAUUCAAGUAG